Molecule: messenger RNA, 3059 nt
Organism: Vitis riparia (riverbank grape)
Lineage: Eukaryota; Viridiplantae; Streptophyta; Magnoliopsida; Vitales; Vitaceae
Product: potassium transporter 6-like
Exons: 8
Coding region: 622-2961 (779 amino acids)
Biological process (GO): potassium ion transmembrane transport
Cellular component (GO): membrane
Molecular function (GO): potassium ion transmembrane transporter activity
Source: RefSeq, a predicted model, not a curated record
UAGGAAAAAUAGGUUCAAAACAACUAGAAAUAAGCAAGCUAGGGGAUGACUGCCAUAUGUGCUGCAUUCUUGACUUGGUAAUGUGCUGGGGAUCAAACACACUGAAAUCAGAGAGUUUCUGAGGGGGCAUAUGAGCUGCUGAAUUCCGACUUUGUGAGCCCAGAGGCAGCAGAGGGGGAAGAAAGGCAAGUGUGGGAGAAGUAGAUGCAGAUCCCUUGAGUAAACUACAUUUGUUUGUUAAUACAAAAUACGGAAGAAAACGCAAAGCCCAACCUCUCCACCACCACCACCAGCAGCUCACAAACUACAAAACCGAUGCACGCUAAAUAAUAUUAUUAUAUUGUGAUCCGAUUCCCAGUCCCAACCACUCCCUCCACGAAAACAAUAUAUUUCUUGUACUGGGUAGUGGCCUUUUCUUCGUGUUUCUUUCCUUCUUCUUUGCUAUAUAUAGUUAUUGAGGUUGAGGGUUGUUGAACUGUUGUGUUAUAUGGCAUACUUGUUUAAUAAACUAUAUAACAAUCAAUUUCUGGUUUGUUUAUUAGUGUAAGAGGGGAAAUGGGUCAUCGUUGAAUCUCUCCAAUUCGCGGUGGAAAUGGUGUUGGGAGGGGUUUGAGGCGGCCCAUGAUGGAUCUGGAGGGUGGGGUUCAUGCGAAUCAUGCUAAGAAGGAAUCGUGGAGGGCUGUUUUGACCUUAGCGUACCAGAGUCUAGGCGUUGUGUAUGGGGAUUUGAGCACUUCUCCUUUGUAUGUCUACAAGAGCACUUUCGCUGAAGACAUUCAACACUCGGAGACGAACGAAGAGAUUUAUGGGGUUUUGUCUUUCGUUUUCUGGACUCUGACUUUGGUUCCUCUGCUCAAAUACGUAUUCAUUGUUCUCAAAGCCGACGAUAAUGGUGAAGGAGGGACCUUUGCGCUUUACUCGUUGCUCUGUCGACACGCCCGAGUCAACUCAUUGCCCAAUUGUCAGUCUGCUGAUGAGGAGCUCUCAGAAUACAAGAAGGAUGGUGCUGGGUCAACCGAAACUCCAAAUUUCGGGUCAAGAUUGAAGUCUGCACUAGAGAAGCAUAGGGUGUUGCAGAGAUUUUUGCUGGUUCUGGCCUUGAUUGGGACUUGCAUGGUGAUUGGUGAUGGAGUCCUCACGCCUGCCAUUUCUGUUUUUUCUGCGGUGUCGGGCCUCGAGCUUUCAAUGGAGAAAGAGCAUCACAAAUAUGUAGAAGUUCCAGCUGCAUGCAUCAUACUGAUAGGCUUGUUUGCUCUCCAACAUUAUGGUACCCACAGGGUUGGAUUCUUAUUUGCACCUGUGGUAGUCACAUGGCUUUUUUGUAUCAGUGCGAUUGGUUUAUAUAAUAUUUUUCACUGGAACCCUCAUGUGUAUCGAGCACUGUCUCCAUACUACAUGUACACAUUUUUGAAGAAAACUCAAAGAGGAGGUUGGAUGUCCUUGGGGGGAAUCCUGUUGUGUAUAACUGGUUCAGAAGCUAUGUUUGCUGAUCUUGGGCACUUUUCACAGUUAUCAAUCAAGAUUGCUUUCACCUCUGUCGUAUAUCCAUCCUUGAUUCUUGCAUAUAUGGGACAGGCUGCUUAUCUAUCUCAACAUCAUCUCAUUGGAAGUGAUUACCGGAUUGGAUUUUAUGUUUCUGUACCAGAGAAACUAAGAUGGCCAGUUCUGGUAAUAGCCAUACUUGCUGCGGUAGUGGGAAGCCAAGCUAUUAUCACUGGAACUUUCUCAAUCAUCAAACAAUGCUCUGCUCUAGGUUGCUUUCCUAGAGUCAAAAUAGUUCACACAUCAUCCAAAAUACAUGGCCAGAUUUACAUCCCAGAGAUCAACUGGAUCUUAAUGCUGUUAUGCUUGGCUGUUACUAUUGGUUUCAGAGACACAAACCGCUUGGGUAAUGCAUCUGGUUUGGCGGUUAUAACUGUGAUGCUAGUCACCACCUGCCUAAUGUCUCUAGUUAUUGUACUGUGUUGGCACCAGAGUGUCUUCUUUGCAAUUGGCUUCAUAUUCUUCUUUGGCACGAUUGAAGCUCUCUACUUUUCAGCUUCUCUCAUCAAGUUCCUUGAAGGUGCAUGGGUUCCUAUUGCACUUGCUUUCAUCUUUCUGAUAGUCAUGUAUGUCUGGCACUAUGGCACGCUAAAGAAAUACGAGUUUGAUGUCCAAAACAAGAUCUCCAUCAACUGGCUACUGAGCUUGGGUCCCAGCCUGGGCAUUGUACGGGUUCGUGGGAUUGGCAUCAUACACACUGAGCUUGUGUCUGGAAUCCCUGCAAUUUUCUCGCACUUUGUCACCAACCUUCCAGCUUUCCACCAGGUCCUAGUCUUUCUCUGCAUUAAAUCUGUCCCAGUUCCACAUGUUAGACCUGAGGAACGGUUCCUUGUGGGUCAUAUUGGUCCGAGAGAGUUCAGACUCUAUAGGUGUAUUGUGCGAUAUGGUUAUCGUGAUGUUCACAAAGAUGACUUGGAUUUUGAGAAGGAUCUGGUAUGUAGCGUAGCAGAGUCUAUCAGGUCGGGGAAAGUGGGAAUCAAUGGUCUGGAUGACAAUUCAGAGAAGGAUGAAGAGAAAAUGACAGUAGUUGGGUCAUCUUCUACACAUCCAGAAGGGAUUAAAAUGUGUGAUGAUGAUGCUGACAAUGCACAGGUGGCUGGAACAUCAGAGCUUAAAGAGAUCCGGUCUCCAACAGUGGGCCGACCAAGGAAGAGGGUUAGGUUUAUAGUACCCGAGAGUCCAAAGAUUGACAGGGGUGCAAGGGAGGAGCUGCAGGAACUGAUGGAGGCUAGGGAGGCUGGGAUCGCUUACAUUCUGGGUCACUCAUAUGUGAAAGCAAAGCCAGGGUCUAGCAUGGUGAAGAAGCUUGUGAUUAAUUACGGGUAUGAUUUUCUGAGGAGGAACUCUCGGGGGCCCUCCUAUGCACUAUGUGUACCCCAUGCUUCUACACUGGAGGUGGGGAUGAACUACCUUGUCUGAUUUUAUGACAAUGUCCUCUGUACAUGUGAUUGUAAUUUUAUGCAAUAGAUGAAAAAGCCACCGUUUGAUGGUGGUCGAGAGAGCUGUUCAAGGAAUAA